Messenger RNA from Trichophyton verrucosum HKI 0517, 1539 nucleotides. RefSeq names its product RING finger domain protein, putative. Lineage: Eukaryota; Fungi; Ascomycota; Eurotiomycetes; Onygenales; Arthrodermataceae. Gene Ontology annotation, molecular function: ubiquitin protein ligase activity. The record is from RefSeq and is a predicted model, not a curated record. Gene Ontology annotation, cellular component: cytoplasm. Gene Ontology annotation, biological process: ubiquitin-dependent protein catabolic process. The transcript has 3 exons. Bases 1 to 1539 code for a protein of 512 amino acids.
AUGUAUGGUCAUCUCCAGGAUACCGUCUCUUAUCAACUCGAUCUUGGUGACAAUCUUGUGACGCUUUCUUCAAAUGGACCUGGAGAGUCUAUCAGUGGGUUACUAUAUGUGCCCGAGCUCUCCAACGAUGCUUGCAAUGAGGAGGCGAAGAGCCUGAUUCCGCCCAAUGUUACCCGACGCUCUGAUUUCCCUAAACCCCCAUGUGCGCUCAUGGCAAUCGCUCCUUGGAUAUCGCCGAACUGUACUCUUGCAUUCUUGGAUGCAGCAAACAAUGAUCGUGUAGUUGGUACUGUUCUUUAUAUCCCCAACAACUCAACAAGCAAACUGCCGAUGGGAAAUGGUACUAUAUGGAAGUUGGACGAGGACGAUACUUGGAAGUUGAACCACCCUUUUCCGGUAUAUGCUAUUCCCGGAGCAUACGGAAAGCAACUAGUAAAUGAAAUCUCCCUAUAUUCUGGAAAUUUGUCAUCUGUACCACAUGGAGAUGCACUUAGCAGCGAAUAUGGUCCGAAGGCACGCGCAAGGAUUUUUGCCCGGGUUGAUGUUGCACGAGGCCGGAGUUUGAUGCCAAACCUGUGGAUAUUUCUUCUGGCAGUUCUCGGAGUACUUAUUGUCAUUAUAAUCAUAUCGUCGAUUUUAAUGCGGUACAUCCAAAGACGACGUCGUCUGUCAUUACAGCGCAGGAUUCAGGCAGGGGAGGUGGAUUUGGAGAUGCUGGGCAUCAAAAGAAUGACUGUGCCUCAGCAUAUCCUCGAUAAAAUGCCCCUUUACACUUACUCUAAUGACGGAAAUAUUAUGACUCCUGCACCAGCCGUCACAACAGUCUCACAAAACAUUGACCAAGCACCGUCACCUACCACCCCGGAUAGCAAGAAGCCUGCUGCUAUACGGAGCUUUGUUUCGCACCUGUUUGGUAACUCUCGAGGGUCUACUGCACUUGCGCAAGCCAAAGGAGGAAAAAGAACAGAUGCUCGGACUCAAGCUUUGCCUUCCAAUCAGGAUGUCGGCCAACUCACAUUCUCGCAGUGCACAUGCCCCAUUUGUCUCGAAGAUUAUGUCUCUGGAGAAACUACUGUUCGGGAACUUCCAUGUCGACACUUAUUCCAUCCAGGGUGUAUUGAUACGUUCCUACUGCAAAAUAGCAGUUUAUGUCCAGUGUGCAAGAUCAGUGUCCUUCCAGUUGGGUAUUUUCCAGAAACGGUAACAAACUUGAUGGUUCGUCAAGAACGACUUGCCAGAAGAAUACAAGAAGAACGGGAGCGACAACGAACCAAUCCGAGGACUAAUACACCGAAUAUUCCGUUAAUGAACCUUCCACAAAACUUGCGCAAUAAUACAGCGGAUAGUACAGAGCGGCAAGAGGCAAUGCGUCAGAGAGCAGUUGCUAUGCUCGGUAACGAAAGGAUGGCCGAAGAUGAAGAGCGAGAACGAGCUGCUGCCAGGCCAAAAUGUAAGAGCUUAAGUUUCCAUUCUUAUCAUUCAUGCUCUCCCCUUCCUUCCUCAUCCUGUCAGAAUCUAACUUUCUUGAUUAGGGCUUAA